UCAUCAUCAUAAAAUUAAGCUUUAGAAGUAGUUCAAUUCCCGGACCUCUAACCGUAAUUAACAUCAUGCAUUCUCAACACCAUAUACCGAUUCAGGAGCCCUCACCGGACGGCCGCCAGUUAAAACGGCACCACACGGCUAGCUACUAUGUUGACCGGGUGAAAGGGAGCCUCACCACCAGAGUCUCCAAGUUCGUCUGUGCCAUUUUCUUGGGUAUUCUCCUCUUUAUGGGCGUCCUCAUUUUUAUCCUGUGGCUCAGCUUACGCCCGCACCGACCCAGAUUUUAUGUCCACGAGUUCUCUAUUCCGGGUUUGGCCCAAGAAAACGGGUUUGCUAAUGCCCAAGUCAUUUUCAAUGUCACGGUCCGUAACCCGAACCACAAGAUUGGGAUUUACUAUGAUUCUAUGCAGGUGACUCUAUUUUAUGAAGAUCAGAAUAUUGGCGGCAACUCGCUACUGUUUCCAUUCUAUCAGGAUUCAAAGAACACAACAAUACUUUAUGAUGUGCUGGGUGGGGCCAGCUUGACGGUCAACAAUGAUCGUUGGACCAAGUUCACCGCGGAUCUUGCCAAAGGGACGGUGAUCUUUCGUCUUGAACUGAAGUCCUCCAUUCGAUUUAAGAUUUACACGUGGCGUAGUAAGCACCAUAAGAUGCACGCCAAAUGUGAAGUUGGGGUGGGCCCGGAUGGCUUGAUUUUAGCCCGUUAUAAAGAUAAGAGAUGCCCAGUUUAUUUCAGUUGAAAGUGCAUACAAUACAAGGUGUUUGAAAUCUUUUUCAUUUAUUUAUUUUAAAAUUUUCUUCUUCUUUAUUUUAGUUGAGUUCAUGAAAUGAUGUAGCAUAUAUUUUGUAUAUAUUUCUAUAGUUGCUCCAUUGGAGGUCCACUAAAUGGAGACAUUGGUAACUUGAAGAAUUCACUGAUCAUUUUUCUUUUUUUUUUUUUAUAUAUACAUAAAUAAUAAUAAUUGUCACAAUUUUUUAUUUUAUUUUAUUUUAGAGACUUUCAUUUCUUCAAUUCUUUUCAUUUGCUUUUCAGGCUGUGCCAACUUAAAAGCAAUGUUCUGUGCAGUAAUUUUA
Cornus florida is the source of this 1074-nucleotide messenger RNA. Its product is annotated as NDR1/HIN1-like protein 26. NCBI's taxonomy places the organism in Eukaryota, Viridiplantae, Streptophyta, Magnoliopsida, Cornales, Cornaceae. The coding region runs from base 66 to 740 and encodes 224 amino acids. The transcript has a single exon. Gene Ontology annotation, biological process: defense response to other organism. The record is from RefSeq and is a predicted model, not a curated record.